Messenger RNA from Clonostachys rhizophaga, 888 nucleotides. The record is from the annotation of a GenBank genome assembly. Lineage: Eukaryota; Fungi; Ascomycota; Sordariomycetes; Hypocreales; Bionectriaceae.
AUGGUGUCUCAGUCGGCAGCCUCGACUCCAACGGCGCCGCAGCAGGGAUUCGUAGAUCCGGCAGGCAUCUACAGCCUUAUCAAUUUGAUUCCGGAUCGGCAGCAAUUAGGAUCUCACGCCGUAGAUCCAACCACCCCUCGCCCUGUUUCCCCUGAACCGAUGCCCUAUUGCCCUUCAGACGAUUCGUCAUCCACAAGCACAGCUGAAGAAAAGUCUGUAUUCAGCGAAAAUACAUCUGCAUUCACACAAGCCACGUCUUCUUCGGGUUGGGAAGACGGCGCCUCUGUUUCAGUCGGCGCUCAGGCUCUGGCCAUGACCUUUGCUCAAACUUCCGCCCAAAGCCUACCAACCGAAACCGAUCACGGCUCGCGGUAUGAAGAGACAGAUGGAGUACAACCCCUUGCGGAUACAGCACGGCUCCCAUGCGAGUUGGGGAAAUAUUCCGAAAAGCACUGGAAAUGCGACGAAACGUUUGCUCUUAAUGAUAUCGAAGGGUGGGUUGAUCAUAUAGCGGAAGUACAUUUCAAGUAUGACUAUCCCCCGAAAUCGACCUGCUGGUUCUGCGAUGGCAAGGGGGUCGAAUUCUUCACCAAGUCAGUAACCCAAGAAGAUCGGAGAAGAAACUUCCAGCGCCGCAUGGAGCACAUUGCACAGCACUACCAGGGGGCGAACUGGGAGAGGCUUCGUCGAAGACCUGACUUCUAUGUAAUCAACUUUCUUCUAGAGAAAGGGCUGAUCAACAAGUCCAUGAAGACAGAGUCCGAAGGGUGGAGCGAAAUCGAGAAGCCGAGAUGGUGGCGGGACGAACUCCCAAAGACGUCUCACGGCGAAGGGAACGAAGGGUGGUGUAUCAUAAUUGAAGUUGAUGGCAUACACACACCCAAGUGA